AUGUCCGACGUUCAGAAGACUGUUGAGGAGACCCCCGCGGUCGUCCCUGCCGUCCCUGCCGCUGAGCCCGUUGCUGAGGUUGCGGCCACCGAGCCUGCAGUUGAGGCCCCCAAGGAGACUGAGGCCACCGAGACCGCGGAGACCACCGCUACUCCCGCCGUUGAGACCACCGAGGCUGCUGAGACCGUCGAGGAGGAGGUCAAGCUCGCCACCGAGGGCAUCCUCGGCUACAAGGCCCCUGGUCUUGUCAAGGGCUUCCGUUUCGCCAAGCGCUUCUUCUACUUCAGCGCCGAGCCUGUUGAGAGCAAGCAGUUGACCGUCUUCCACCAGAACGAGAAGGCUGCUACUGCCAACCCCAUCGCCGCCUGGGCCAGCCAGACCGGCAAGGGCCUCCUUUUCCUCACCAAGCGCGCUGAGGACAAGGCCACCCCGGCUCACAUCUUCAACCUCGCCGAGGUCUCUGAUGUGACCAAGGAGGGCUCCAACGAGUUCCUCUUCAAGGUUGGUGGCCAGAAGCACACCUUCCAGGCCUCCAGCGCCGCUGAGCGCGACAGCUGGGUUGCUGCCAUCGAGGCCCAGGCCACCGAGGCCAAGGCCGAGAAGGAGACCAUCACCUCCAGCGAGGGCUACAAGGCUGAGCUCGAGAAGCUGACCAAGCCCGUCGUCGCUGUCCCCGCUGUUGUUAAGAAGACCGAGGAGAAGAAGGAGGAGACCCCCGCCGAGGCUGCCGAGCCCACCACUGAGGAACCCAAGGAGGAGAAGAAGGAGGAGAAGGCUGCUGCUAAGAGCCGCUCCCAGUCCCGCAAGCGCGGUAGCAUCUUCGGUUCUCUCCUCGGAAAGAAGGACGCCGAGGAGAAGAAGGAGGAGGCUCCUGCCACCCAGGAGCCCGCCGCCGAGGCUGCUGUUGAGGGUGCUGCCCCCAUCGCUGCCGCCGAGACCACCGAGACUGCCGUUGCUCCCGCCGAGGUCGCCGAGCCUACCGCCGCCGCCGAGACCCCCGCUGAGGCCACCGAGACUCCGGCUGAGGCCCCCAAGGAGGCCGCUAAGGAGGAUGCCAAGGAUGAGAAGAAGGAAGAGAAGAAGUCCAAGCGUGCUUCCAUCUUCGGCAACUUCUUCCAGAAGGUUGCCAGCCCCUCCCAGGAGAAGUCCGAGAAGGAGGCCGCCGCCCCUGCUGCUGAGGAGACUGCUGUCUCCAGCACCGCCCCUCAGCUCGAGAACCCAGUCGAGGAGGCCGCUGUCAAGCCCAUUGAGCCUGAGAGCGUGACCGCCCCUGCCGCGGCCGAGGAGACCACUCCCGCUGAGACCCCCGUCGCUGAGACUGUCACCACCCCCAAGGAGAAGCGUCGCACUUCUUUCUUCGGUAGCCUUGUCAAGAAGGAGAAGAAGGCUGAGUCCUCCGAUAACGAGGUCACCGACGGUGAGACCAAGGACACCAAGGCCAAGUCCAACAAGCUCGGCGGUCUUUUCCGCAAGAACAGCAAGGCCGUCAAGCUCGACAAGGAGGAGGUUGCCGCCGCUGAGACUGAGGCCAAGGCCGAUGCUGCCGCCGAGGAGGCCCCCGCCGUCCCCGCCAAGGAGACCGCCACCGAGGAAGCUCCCGUCGUCGUCGAGGAGACACCCAAGCCCGUUGAGGCUGCCACCGAGGAGACCAACAACGUCAACGUCCCCGCUGCCACCCCCGUCCAGGCUGCCGCAUGA
Molecule: messenger RNA, 1698 nt
Organism: Penicillium bovifimosum
Lineage: Eukaryota; Fungi; Ascomycota; Eurotiomycetes; Eurotiales; Aspergillaceae
Exons: 3
Coding region: 1-1698 (565 amino acids)
Source: RefSeq, a predicted model, not a curated record